Messenger RNA from Aphanomyces astaci, 2223 nucleotides. RefSeq lists its product as hypothetical. Gene Ontology annotation, molecular function: protein binding. Gene Ontology annotation, cellular component: trans-Golgi network. Lineage: Eukaryota; Oomycota; Saprolegniomycetes; Saprolegniales; Verrucalvaceae. Gene Ontology annotation, biological process: retrograde transport, endosome to Golgi. Bases 21 to 2105 code for a protein of 694 amino acids. The transcript has a single exon. The record is from RefSeq and is a predicted model, not a curated record.
UGUGACUUCGACCGAGCGUCAUGGAUGAGCUCCUGUUCCGAGACAGGACAGCAUCUGAAGAUGGGACCUCUCUUGAACAACUUCGUCUCCUUGCGCUGAAGAAGCUGUUAGGUAGGCGUCUGUGGCAGCGGUGGCGCAUCUACGACAUCGGUGCCUCAAUGUCGGACGAAGAUGAACUGAAGGAGCUGCUCGCGCAACCGAACCCGCGACGGGACGACGUGCUCGAGUUGCUUCAAUCCAAGUUCCUCGCAAUACCCGAACGCGAUUCUUUCGUGUACCGUGGUAUCAUCUGGCAAGUUCUCCUGCACGUAUAUGACCCCCAGCGACAGAGUUCCAGCGCGGACGAACUAGAAAAUUUGUCGGGGCGGUUGGCAUCCAUGCCGCGGGACCCGCUCAUGUGCAAGGAAGUGGACGAAGCAUGUGUCACUCUCCAGUACGUCGUUGGGGAUCUAGCGCAGUCGGGCAUGGAGACUGUGUUGUUGUGGCUGCUCAAGGCCAAGUCCGUGCCAUACACGAGCGGCAUGGCGCAGGCGCUCGCGCCGUUCUUUCUGCUUCAACUACCGCUGCAUACGGUGUACGAUUGCUUCUACCGGUACUGUGCGCUGUAUCUUCCCCAUCUCGUGAGUGGGACGUUUUCCCUCGUCGACGUGGAUCUGCCCAUCGAACUGGAGCAUCGCCAGCAGUUGACGCUCCACUUGCUUGCUUACCACGACCCCCACCUCGCCCAAUUCCUCCUGCAGUGGACCCCUACAUGGAUACAACGCCUAGUGCCAGUCGACUACUUUUACUGCAACUUGUACCGCCGCCUCCCCCCGUCGUCGUUCCUGUACCUGCUGGACCAGUAUUUGAUCACCAACGACAUGGAGUUCGGUCUGUUUGUCGUGCUCGCCAUUGUGAGUCUCCAUCGGGACGCGAUUUUGGCCCAACCGUCGGCGGACGGGGUCAAGUCCACGUUGGCGCCGCUGUGGGCCCUUGACCGACCGGACGCCACCGCCGCUGUCGUUCUCUUGGCCACGUCGCUUCGCCGGAAGACACCGUCGUCGUACACACACAUGUGGCACGUGGUGCCCCAUUCCGCAUUUAGUCAAGUGUCGAAUGACAAGGCCGUGGACAUGACGGCGUGGCGCAAGCAAGAGUCGAAAACACUCACGGGCCGGUUCUACUGGUACAAUGACAAGACCAAAGUCACACAAUGGGAGCACCCCCUUGCCAAGCACGACGCCCCGCCGCCGCUCAUGUGUCUGGUGACGGACGUGGCGGAGAUCGCGUCGGUCAACCUGGGUCAGCAUCCUCAUCAUGCCAAGCUCAGGUACUUUGUCGUGGACUGCCGAGGCACGCGGUCUUCCCAAGACAUCAAGAGCGGCGCCAUCCCGUCCGCCUACCCGCUCGACCCCACCGUGUUUGACAGCCCGGACCUGAUGCUCCAAACGCUAGAGACGCUGCGGCCACUGGGCUCGCAAGUCCACGUCGUGCUGGUCGGCCAUGGACCAGUGCUGCCCACCGCCCCCACGGACGAAGUCGCCGCGCACGUCCGCGAAGGCGUCCGUGAAGACUUGGCGGUUCUGAAUCGGGCCGCGCUGUUCUUCCAAAAGCACGGGUUUCGCUUUGUGAGUGCAUUGGACGGGGGGUACGCCGCCUGGCACGCGUUUAUGCGCGACGCGUCGUUUACGUCGGUGCACGAGUUGAUUGGCCACGAGCAACUCGAGUGCCGGUACUGCCGCGUGGAUGCUGGCACGGACCCGGACGCUGUGACGGCGUCGACACGAAAGAAACCGAGCAUGCCUCGAUUGAUGCGACGGCGUUUGAUCAAGAUGCCCACAUUGCCGUCCCUAGGCUUUGGAGGGGCUAGACGAGAGGACGCGAAGGGAGACGACAGGCUGAGCGUGUCAUCGACAUCGUCCAGCAAUGCAAAUCGCGACUCGUUGAAAGGCAGGCUGUCCCUGGGGGGCAGGUGGUCGCUGCUCCGGUCGCGCAACAGCAUGGACGCGUCGCAGAGUGUUGUCGGGUUUGACGGCGAAGAAGAUUUGGCGGGGGAGCCCAUGGAACCCCGAGAGAGUUGGAGCGACGAAGAAAUUGAAAUUGCAUUGCCCACGUUGUCGGCCUAGUGAAGCGAGAUAAUUAUCGAGUUUGAAGAUUGGGAAGAUGGGGAAUAAAAAACUGUGCUUGCACUACGGCAGUGAAAUAUUUCAAAACAUCAUACCCUGUCAUAGAUGUAAGGAGAAA